This is a messenger RNA of Aaosphaeria arxii CBS 175.79, 3435 nucleotides long. RefSeq names its product glycoside hydrolase family 13 protein. Gene Ontology annotation, biological process: glycogen biosynthetic process; proton transmembrane transport; proton motive force-driven ATP synthesis. NCBI's taxonomy places the organism in Eukaryota, Fungi, Ascomycota, Dothideomycetes, Pleosporales. Gene Ontology annotation, molecular function: ATP hydrolysis activity; cation binding; 1,4-alpha-glucan branching enzyme activity. Bases 1 to 3435 code for a protein of 1144 amino acids. The record is from RefSeq and is a predicted model, not a curated record. The transcript has 12 exons. Gene Ontology annotation, cellular component: cytoplasm.
AUGAGCCUCAACGACGCGUCUGGUAAUUCUGUUACCGACAAACCUGCUGGGAACGUCGCAAACGAUGGCACUGCCCCACUAACAACGCCAGGAAUCGUCGAGCUUGACCCGUAUCUAUCGCCGUUCAAAGACAGUCUCCGUAGCCGCUAUUCCAAAGCGCAAGAAUGGUUGAAGACCAUCGAGGACACAGAAGGUGGUCUUGAGAAGUUCUCAAGGGGCUUUGAGAAGUUUGGCUUCAACGUUCAAGAAAACGGCGACGUAGUAUACCGAGAAUGGGCCCCAAACGCGCUACGAGCAUACCUCAUCGGCGACUUCAACAAUUGGGACCGUGAUGCCACCCCAAUGACGAAGAACGAGUUCGGAGUAUUCGAGGUGACGAUACCGGGCAAGGAUGGCAAAGCAACCAUACCCCAUGAUUCGAAAUUGAAGCGCAUACCUGCGUGGAUAACUCGCGUCACACAAGAGCUCAGCGUAUCUCCCGUCUACGAUGCUCGCUUUUGGAACCCUCCGAAGGAGGAGCGAUACGUUUUCAAGAACCAGCGUCCCCCGAAGCCCGAGAGCGCACGAAUCUACGAAGCCCACGUCGGAAUCUCGUCCCCUGAAGCCAAGGUCACAACGUACAAGGAAUUCACACAGAAUGUGCUUCCUCGGAUCAAGCACUUGGGAUACAACGUGAUCCAGUUGAUGGCUAUCAUGGAACACGCAUACUACGCUAGCUUCGGCUACCAGAUCAACAGCUUCUUCGCUGCUAGCAGCCGUUACGGACUGCCAGAUGAUUUGAAGGAGCUCAUUGAUACUGCUCACGGACUGGGCAUCACUGUGUUGCUCGACGUGGUCCACAGCCAUGCCUCCAAGAACGUACUGGACGGAUUGAACAUGUUUGAUGGCAGCGACCACCUAUACUUCCACGAAGGUGCAAAGGGUCGGCAUGAGCUGUGGGACAGCCGGUUGUUCAACUAUGGCCACCACGAGGUGUUGCGCUUCCUUCUGAGCAACCUUCGCUUCUGGAUGGAUGAGUACCAGUUCGAUGGUUUCCGCUUCGAUGGUGUCACGAGCAUGAUUUACACCCACCACGGUAUUGGAACGGGCUUCUCAGGUGGUUACCAUGAGUACUUCGGUCCGGGAGUUGACGAGGAAGGUGUUGUUUACCUUAUGGUUGCCAAUGAGAUGCUACACAAACUAUACCCAGGCGUCAUCACCAUCGCCGAAGACGUAUCCGGCAUGCCAGGUCUUUGCGUUUCGCUUUCCCUCGGUGGUAUCGGAUUCGACUACAGACUCGCCAUGGCACUCCCUGACCUCUACAUCAAGUGGUUGAAGGAGAAGCAGGAUAUUGACUGGGACAUGGGUAACCUCGUGUUCACCCUUACCAACCGCCGUCACGGUGAGAAGACUAUCGCUUAUGCGGAGAGUCACGAUCAAGCUCUUGUUGGCGACAAGUCCCUACUGAUGUGGCUCUGCGAUGCUGAGAUGUAUACCAAUAUGUCAGUUCUAUCGGAACUAACACCUGUCAUCGACCGUGGUCUCUCCAUGCACAAGAUGAUCCGACUGAUCACGCACGGUCUCGGCGGUGAGGGAUACCUCAACUUUGAAGGUAACGAGUUUGGUCACCCCGAGUGGCUCGACUUCCCACGUGAGGGCAACGGAAACAGCUUCCAUUACGCCCGUCGCCAGUUCAACUUGGUCGAUGACGACCUUCUCCGCUACCGGUUCCUGAACGAGUUCGACAGCAAGAUGCAGUGGACAGAGGAGAAGUAUGGAUGGCUACACUCCCCACAAGCGUACGUCAGUCUGAAGCACGAGGGCGACAAGGUCAUCGUCUUCGAGCGAGCUGGCCUCCUCUGGAUCUUUAACUGGCACCCUCAGAGCAGCUUCACCGACUACCGCGUCGGCGUCGAGCAGGAGGGCACCUACAAGAUUGUCAUCAGCACCGACAGCAAGCAAUUCGGCGGCCACGGCAACAUCGAUGAGAGCACGCGUUUCUUCACGACUCCUUUCGCCUGGAACGAAAGGAAGAACUUCAUUCAGCGCAGCUUCGCUCCCGCACUCUCAACCCGCUUCGCAUCCACCGAGGCUUCGAAGGAUGGAAAGAUUCACUCCGUCAUCGGUGCCGUCGUUGAUGUCAAAUUCGAGGGUGAGCAGCUCCCUGCCAUUCUUAACGCCUUGACGACCGACAAUGGCGGACAGAAGUUGGUCCUCGAGGUCGCGCAACAUUUGGGUGAGAACGUCGUCCGAUGCAUUGCUAUGGACGGUACCGAGGGUCUCGUCCGUGGUGCUAAGGCCGUCGACACUGGAUCUCCCAUCAAGAUUCCCGUCGGUCCCGGAACCCUUGGCCGUAUCAUGAACGUCACUGGUGACCCCAUUGACGAGCGUGGUCCCAUCAAGGCUGCCAAGCACCUUCCCAUUCACGCCGAUCCCCCAGAGUUCACUGAGCAGUCCACCAGCGCCGAGGUCCUUGUUACCGGUAUCAAGGUCGUCGACUUGUUGGCCCCUUACGCUCGUGGUGGAAAGAUUGGUCUCUUCGGAGGUGCUGGUGUCGGCAAGACUGUGUUCAUCCAGGAGUUGAUUAACAACAUCGCCAAGGCUCACGGUGGUUUCUCCGUCUUCACCGGUGUCGGCGAGCGUACUCGUGAGGGUAACGAUUUGUACCACGAAAUGCAGGAGACCUCCGUCAUUCAGCUUGAUGGCGAGUCCAAGGUCGCCCUUGUCUUCGGUCAGAUGAACGAGCCCCCAGGUGCCCGUGCCCGUGUCGCCCUUACUGAGUACUUCCGUGACGAGGAGGGUCAGGAUGUGUUGCUCUUCAUUGACAACAUUUUCCGUUUCACCCAGGCCGGUUCCGAGGUGUCUGCUCUUCUCGGUCGUAUCCCCUCUGCCGUCGGUUACCAGCCCACUCUCGCCGUCGACAUGGGUACUAUGCAGGAGCGUAUUACCACCACCCAGAAGGGAUCCAUCACCUCCGUCCAGGCCGUCUACGUGCCCGCUGACGAUUUGACUGAUCCUGCCCCCGCCACCACCUUCGCCCAUUUGGACGCCACCACUGUCUUGUCCCGUGGUAUCUCCGAGUUGGGUAUCUACCCCGCUGUCGACCCUCUCGACUCCAAGUCCCGUAUGUUGGACCCCCGUGUCGUUGGUGAGGACCACUACAACACCGCCACCCGUGUCCAGCAGAUGCUCCAGGAGUACAAGUCCCUCCAGGACAUCAUCGCCAUUUUGGGUAUGGACGAGUUGUCGGAAGCCGACAAGCUCACCGUCGAGCGUGCCCGUAAGCUCCAGAGGUUCUUGAGCCAGCCUUUCACUGUCGCUCAGGUCUUCACUGGUAUCGAGGGUAAGCUCGUCGACCUCAAGGAGACUAUCCGCUCCUUCAAGGCCAUCAUGGAUGGUGAGGGUGACAACCUUCCCGAGGGUAAGUUCCAACUUCAGUCCCGUUCUGUAACUUGA